UGUGCUGUCAGUGUGUGUUCUGAUGCGGGCUUGAGCACACGGCUUCUUCACACUCAAAAGCAGUGUGUGUGUGUGUGUGUGUGUGUGAGAGUGUGUGUGCUGUUGGUUCAUUUGGAGCUUUGACACACGAGGAAUGACAUGAACACUCAUGAGAGGAAACGAGGAAGAGACCUACGUGGACAGCAAGUUUUCCUGAGAGCGGAUGACACACCUGCUGUCUUACACUCCCUACAGCGCUGAGUGUGUAUCAGGCCUCCUGAGAGAUCCAAUGCAACGACACGGUCACGUCAGAGACACACGCCACGAUGCAGUACAGGAUGCAUUGCUGCAAUUGGCCUCCGUUGUCGACGUCAACAGUCUGCAGGCGACUGUUAAAGAUGUGCUGCGAGCCGUCCUGCCAAACGUGGAGUGUGUGUUCAUGUAUCUGUUGGAGGCGGAGUCUCGACUGCACUGUGAAGAUCCGCCCCAUGAGGUCCCAGCCAAGGGCAAGCUCAGAGACGCAGUUAACCAGCGCAGGAGAGUCCAGUGUGCUGGUUUACCGUCAUCAGAACUCCACGAGAAACACAUGAGUGCUCUGACCGCCCCACUAGCACCGGAUAAACGAGUGCUCAUCAUGCCGUUAGUUGACCGUGAUGAGGGGAUGGUUAUAUCUCUGAUUUUGCUGUGCUGUAAACUGCUGACAGAACAGGACGAGCAAAACCUCACUAUUCUGGAAAAACACCUCACUGUAGCGUGUAAGCGAGUGAGAGAUGUGCAGAGAUGCUCCAAACGGACACAUGCUCAUUCCCACAAUGCACCGGUGGAGCCGAAGCCCAGCUCACGACCCGAAGACUACAAAGAACUCGACCGCAAGAUACUACAGCUGUGCGGUGAGCUGUAUGAUUUGGACGCCGCAUCUUUGCAGUUAAAAGUCAUUAACUAUUUACAGACAGAAACUCAGUCUCAGUGCUGCUGUUUACUGCUCGUGUCUGAAGAUAAUCAUCAGCUCUUCUGUCAGGUUGUUGGUGAUAAAGUUUUGGAAGAAGAAAUCAGCUUUCCACUCAUGUUCGGGAGGUUUGGGCAGGUGGUGGAGACAAAGAAAUCAAUUACUCUACAGGACGUGAGUCAGGAGGAACGUGGUUUAUUGAGCAGUUUGUUGGGGUUCGAGCCGAACUCAAUGCUGUGUGUGCCUGUGAUCAGUCAAGCCACUGGACAGGUGGUGGCGCUAGCGUGCACCUUCAACAAGCUUGGAGGAAAGAGGUACAUGGAGGCGGAUGAACACGUGAUUCAACACUGUUUCUGUUACACGUCGACGGUUCUCACCAGCACACUCGCCUUUCAGAAAGAACAAAAGCUCAAGUUUGAGUGUCAGGCUCUUCUGCAAGUGGCUAAAAACCUCUUCACACACCUGGACGACGUGUCUGUAUUGUUGCAGGAAAUCAUCGCAGAAGCAAGAAACCUGAGUAAUGCUGAGAUUUGUUCUGUGUUCCUGUUGGAUCGAGUCAGUCAUGAACUUGUGGCCAAAGUGUUUGACGGAGGAGUCGUGAACGAUGACGAGAAGGAGUUUCGUAUCCCGGCGGAUCAGGGCAUCGCUGGGCAUGUCGCCACCACUGGGAAAAUCCUCAACAUCAAGGAUGCGUAUUCUCACCCUCUGUUUUACCGCGGUGUGGACGACAGCACGGGCUUCCGAACGCGCAACAUCCUCUGCUUCCCCAUUAAAGACGAGAACGGAGAGGUCAUCGGAGUUGCUGAGCUGGUGAACAAAACCAACGGGCCGUGGUUCAAUCGUUUCGAUGAAGAUCUGGCGACGGCGUUCUCCAUCUACUGUGGCAUCAGUAUCGCUCAUUCUCUCCUGUAUAAGAAGGUUCAUGAGGCUCAGUUCCGCAGUCAUCUGGCCAAUGAGAUGAUGAUGUAUCAUAUGAAGGUGUCAGAAGAGGAGGUCACUAAACUGCUGUUCAGCGGCAUCGAGCCGGUCCAGAAAAUCCACCCGAGCUUCGCUGAGUUCACCUACACGCCCAGAUCGCUGCCCGAUGACAGCACGCCAAUGGGAGUUCUGAGUAUGUUUGAAGACAUGGGCUUCAUAAACACAUAUAAGAUCGACCUGCACACACUGGCCAGGUUUUGUCUGAUGGUGAAAAAGGGCUACAGAGAUCCUCCGUAUCACAACUGGACGCACGCUUUCUCAGUCUCACACUUCUGCUACCUGCUUUACAAGAACCUUCAACUAUCCAACUACCUCGAAGAUAUAGAGAUUCUGGCGCUCUUUGUGUCCUGUAUGUGUCACGAUUUGGACCAUCGAGGAACCAACAACUCCUUUCAGGUCGCAUCACAAUCGGUCCUGGCGGCCCUGUAUAGUUCAGAGGGAUCUGUGAUGGAGAGACAUCACUUCGCUCAGGCCAUCGCUAUACUCAACACACACGGCUGCAACAUCUUUGAGAAAUUCUCACGAAAGGACUAUCAGAGAAUGUUGGAUCUGAUUCGAGACAUCAUACUGGCCACAGAUUUGGCGCAUCACCUGAGAAUCUUCAAAGACCUGCAGAAAAUGGCUGAUGCUGGUUAUAACCCCAGGAGUCAAACCCAUCGCAGUCUGCUGCUGUGCCUGCUCAUGACCUCUUGUGACCUCUCAGAUCAGACCAAGGGUUGGAAGACCACCAGAAAGAUUGCGGAGUUGAUUUACAAAGAGUUCUUCUCUCAGGGUGAUUUGGAGAAGGCGAUGGGAAACAGACCGAGUGAGAUGAUGGAUCGGGAGAAAGCAUACAUCCCUGAACUCCAGAUCAGCUUCAUGGAGCACAUCGCCAUGCCAAUAUACAAGCUCCUGCAGGAAAUAUUCCCGCGCUCUGCGGAGCUGUACGAGCGAGUCGCCGCCAACCGCGAGCAGUGGGCCAAAGUUUCACACAAGUUCACCAUCCGUGGGUUGCCAAGCAACAACUCGCUGGACUUCCUGGACGAGGAGUUCGAGCUGCUUCAAUCUCAGGGCGCAUUCGGAGACGAUUCGCACCGCAUGAACGGUUGCCUGGAUGACGACUGUCACAAGCACGACCAAUGACAUCGCUAGGGCUAGAGUUGCGCCUUGAUAAAAUUCGGUAUUUGCCGACGAUUCGUUAAGGAAAGGUAGAUCGCCUCUUUGACAUUGCCGUGGAGACGGGUUUCAUGAGGUGUCAUUCUAAAGGACGAUUGACCACAUUGUGCUGUCAUUCAGGGGAGUUAAUAUCAUCAUUGCUGAAAAUCGCCCCGUUGUGAUGUCAUAGUUCAUAUUUGACUAAACACCUAAACUACUAAGUGUACUCAAAGUGAUCAUAUAUAUAUAUAUAUAUAUAUAUAAAAGUUGGCAUAAAUGAACGUCCAAAUCUAAAUGAAUCAACUCUUUGGCUGAACUUGAUUCAAUCGGGGACAGAGGCUCCACAUGUUUGAAAUUAGUAUUCUUAAAGGGACAUUACCACAUAAAUACAACUUAAAUACUUGAUGUUGUCCCAAUGCAAAUGAAUUUAAGUAUAGCUGACUAGACACUUUUUUCAGUUGACUCAACUCAGUUAGUAAGUUCUCUUGGUUACAUGAAUUGUUUGAGUUAUAUGAACAUGGGAGGAUUGAGUACAACUGACGAUAGUGUAAGUUAAUUAUUUUGAGUAUAUCUUUGUUUUACAGUGCUUUGUAAGACUAACAAUUUCCAGAGAAGUGUUAGUACAUUAAUAAUAUCUUAAGAAAAUGUACUUCACCCCCCUUAGUUAGUUACUUUAUUAUUGUUAUUAUUAUUAUUAUUAUUUUAAAAGCAAGCAAUACAUUAUGUGUAGGAUAAAUCAAGCCACUAUUUCCUUGUUAUUUAUUUGUUUUCUUUGAAUCCGUAACAUUGAAAUUUGUCAGAAUAUAUUUGCUUAUAUUGUCAAAUUUCAAUGUUACGGAUUCAAAGAAAACAAAUAAAUAAAAAGGUAAUAGUGGCUUGAUUUAUCCUGCACUAAUUUUGCCCCUCAGAUGUUAGUUGUCCCUGUUCACACAGAAAAGCGCAAGCGAACAAAAUUUCUCCAUUCUGCAAUUCCCCAAAAAAUCAUUGAAAAUGUCCCUCAAGCAAACCGCAGCAGCCGUCCAGAGAGGUUACAGCACGAGCGACACCAAGCGUGAAAACACGCGACUCCCCGGAGACAUUCGACGUCAUCUGCCGUGAUUCAGAAACUCUCGUCCUGAUGAGAAACUUUGAUGGCGUGUACAUAUAGUUUAGCGUUUAAAGGGCUACAGGGGCCCGCAGAGGACGUUUUCAUUCUCAGGAUGGUGGAAUGUGUGUGUCAAAUGGAUUUUGCCUUACAAAUGUUUUCGUUGCCUUCCUGAGUGAACUUUAAAAGAGAUAUACUGUAUGUAUAUAAAAGAAUUCAGCCUAUCUAUGUACAGUUCUAAAGCUACAUGGAUAUAUAGAAAUAUCUAUUUCCUGUGUGUACAUGUGUGUUUGCACAGGUGUGACUGUUUGUGCAUUUGCCAAAAUCUGCUACGGAAGAGAAGACCAAGAGAGACAUUUCUGUUUUAUGAAAAAUUUGCGUUUUUCACACGGGAUGCCAGAAUUAAUAACCUAUAAUUCAUUAGAAGCUUAACCUGCACUAGGGGAGUGAAAAGAAAAAAAAAGAAGAAUAAAAAUAAAUGUCAAAGUCAUAUUUUACCUUAAAAAAUGUACAA
Messenger RNA from Myxocyprinus asiaticus (Chinese sucker), 4635 nucleotides. RefSeq names its product cGMP-dependent 3',5'-cyclic phosphodiesterase-like. Gene Ontology annotation, cellular component: perinuclear region of cytoplasm; nucleus; cytosol. Bases 203 to 3025 code for a protein of 940 amino acids. NCBI's taxonomy places the organism in Eukaryota, Metazoa, Chordata, Actinopteri, Cypriniformes, Catostomidae. The record is from RefSeq and is a predicted model, not a curated record. Gene Ontology annotation, biological process: positive regulation of gene expression; regulation of mitochondrion organization; negative regulation of receptor guanylyl cyclase signaling pathway. Gene Ontology annotation, molecular function: 3',5'-cyclic-AMP phosphodiesterase activity; 3',5'-cGMP-stimulated cyclic-nucleotide phosphodiesterase activity; protein homodimerization activity. The transcript is spliced from 31 exons.